GUGUUGACUUACAGACAACCAGCAUUAAGCGCACGAACAGGAAUGUUCCAUCACAUGUCAGCUCCGUGACUUCCACCAAUGAGCGGCGUGUUGGUCAACGCUGAGCCGUCUUCCGUGCAGCUUCUCCCGCCUGCCAGAGGAGAGCAGUCGAGCUCGGGGUGGAAGAUGGCGGUGGUGGUGGGGAUGCUGCCUGCAAGUGGAUCUCCGCAGUUUUACCCCAAACCCUCCCUGGUGGACGUGGAAGACAACAAUGAGCGCCUUUAUGUCUUUUCUACGCUUUUUGGUCGGUUUUAACAAGGAUCUGUCGCCUUUUUUUUAAGUCAGUGGUCGUGUGAGUGCGUCGUCUUCUUGUCCGGAGACUUUUCCCCUCUGAGCUCCCACAGGCUGCGAGUGUGAAAGUGGACAAAAAUGUCGGAUACAAAAGUCAAAGUUGCAGUGAGAGUUCGGCCCAUGAACCGCAGAGAAAUGGAGCUGAAUACAAAAUGCGUGGUGGACAUGGAGGACAACCAGACACUUCUGCAUCCACCGCCCUCCAAUGCUAAAGGAGACAACAGCAGGAAGCAAGCUAAGGUGUUCGCCUUCGACCACUGUUUCUGGUCCAUGGAUGAGUCCAACGUUCCCAAAUAUGCUGGUCAAGAGGUGGUGUUCAAGUGCCUUGGAGAGGGAAUACUUGAAAAUGCAUUCCAGGGAUAUAAUGCUUGCAUAUUUGCCUAUGGACAAACAGGUUCUGGCAAGUCAUUUUCCAUGAUGGGGAACGGGGAGCAGCCGGGUUUGAUCCCUCGACUCUGCUGCUCGCUUUUCGAGAGGGUCCAGAGAGAAUCAAACGAGGCCCAUACUUUUAAAGUGGAAGUGUCCUACAUGGAAAUCUAUAACGAGAAGGUCCGCGAUCUACUGGAUCCCAAAGGGAGCCGGCAGUCUCUGAAGGUUCGGGAACACAAAGUCCUGGGUCCAUACGUGGAUGGUUUGUCUCAGCUGGCAGUGACCAACUUUGAGGACAUUGAGGUGCUCAUGUCGGAGGGGAACAAAUCUCGCACAGUGGCAGCCACCAACAUGAAUGAGGAGAGCAGUCGAUCUCAUGGAGUCUUCAGUAUUAUUGUCACACAAACGCUCUACGACCUACAGUCUGGGAAUUCCGGGGAGAAGGUGAGCAAGAUGAGUCUCGUUGACCUGGCAGGAAGUGAGCGAGUGUCCAAGACAGGAGCUGCUGGGGAGCGACUCAAAGAAGGCAGCAACAUAAACAAGUCUUUGACUACGCUAGGUUGUGUGAUUUCCGCAUUAGCGGAUCAGUCUGCAGGGAAGGGGAAGGCCAAAUUUGUGCCUUACAGAGACUCUGUCCUUACCUGGCUGCUCAAGGACAAUCUUGGUGGAAACAGUAAAACGGCUAUGAUAGCCACAGUGAGUCCUGCAGCAGAUAACUAUGAAGAGACUCUUUCCACUCUGCGCUACGCCGAUCGAGCCAAAAGGAUCGUCAACCACGCCGUGGUGAACGAGGACCCCAAUGCUCGCAUCAUUCGGGAACUCCGAGAGGAGGUGGAGAAGCUCAAAGUCCAGCUAUCUCAGGCGGAGUCCUUGAAGUCACCUGAGCUAAAAGAUAAGCUACAUGAAUCUGAGAAACUCAUCAUGGAGAUGACCGUCACUUGGGAGGAAAAGCUUCGAAAGACUGAGGAGAUCGCCACGGAGCGCCAGAAGCAGCUGGAGAGCAUGGGCAUCUCUUUGGAAACAUCCGGGAUAAAAGUGGGUGAAGACAAGAGUUUCCUGGUCAAUCUGAACGCUGACCCGGCCUUAAAUGAGCUACUGGUCUACUACCUGAAGGAGCUCACGCAUGUCGGCGCUGACACUUCUCAGGACAUCCAGCUCUUUGGGAUCGGUAUCCAGCCGCACCAUUGUGUCCUGGAGCUGUGCCAAGAUGGUGACGUCACUUUGACGCCCAUAGGGAACGCCCGGACCUGCGUGAACGGAACAAUGAUUGAUUCUUUGGUCCACCUCUGGCAUGGGGACCGUAUCUUAUGGGGCAACAACCACUUUUUUAGGAUAAAUCUUCCUAAACGAAAGCGGCGGGAUCGUUUGAAGGAGCUGGAGAGGGUCUCUCCCAGGGAGAGCUUUGUGGAGAUGGAUGUGGAGACGGCCAGCGAGGCUUCUUCUGAGCAGGACUACAGUUAUGAGUUUGCCCAGAUGGAGGUCAUAAUGAAGACUCUUGGGAACAAUGACCCCAUGCAGAAUGCUGUCCAGGUUCUGGAGAAGCAGUACCUGGAGGAGAAGCGCACAGCUCUGGAGGAGCAGAGGAUGAUGUACGAGCGAGAGCUGGAAUCGCUACGACAACAGCUUUCUCCAGAGAAAACACAACAGCACCACCGCAGCAGCAGUGAACGCCUCACGUUCCAGAUGCACACACCACACAGCAAGCUGCAACUGUGGACAGAGGAAAGGGAUGAACUUUUCCGCCAGAGUCUUUCUCGGCUGAGGGAGCAGGUCCUAAAAGCCAACACGCUGGUGCGAGAGGCCAACUUUUUGGCUGAGGAGAUGAGCAAACUGACCGACUAUCAGGUCACGCUUCAGAUUCCUGCAACCAACCUUAGUGCCAACCGCAAGCGUGGAGCCAUAGUGAGUGAGCCGGCUAUUCAGGUGCGCAGGAAGGGGAGGGGAACUCAGGUGUGGACGAUUGACAAGCUGGAGAACAAGCUGGUGGACAUGAGAGACCACUACAGGGACUGGAAGGAAGGCUCGGAGGAGAUGUUGCAGUACAACAAGGCAAAUGGUAAACACUCUGACCCAUUUUACGACGCACAAGAGAACCACAAUCUUAUAGGAGUGGCCAACAUUUUUCUGGACUGCCUUUUCCAUGAUGUCAAGCUGCAAUACGCUGUUCCCAUCAUCAGUCAACAGGGGGAGUUAGCCGGCAGGUUGCACGUAGAGCUGAUGCGAAUCAGCGGCACUGUGCCUGAGCGCCUAUCUGGUGGAGACGACUCCUCUGAGAACUCAAGUGAGAGCAGCUGCUACGAGGUGAUGGACACCAAUGGAGAGAUUGUCCACAUGGCCAAGAGGCUCAUUAUCAGGGUUCGCAUCAGGGAGGCAACAGGGCUGCCUCCCAACCUGUCCAACUUUGUCUUCUGUCAGUACACUUUCUGGGAACAUGGCGAGCCCACAGUGGCUCCUCCAAUGGUGAGCCCAGACAGGCCGUCCUCUCUGAGCCCAGAUACACAGUUUCCAGUCCAGUUUGACCACUGUAAGGACUAUGUUGUUCAUGUGACAGAUGACUUUUUGGAGUUCAUAUCAGACGGAGCCUUGGCGAUAGAAGUGUGGGGUCACUGCUGUGCUAAAAAUGGACGCCGUCCGUGGGAGUUAGAUGCACUGGAAGCCAAGACUCAAACACUCCGAGACAGGUGGAGCGAAGUGUCUCGCAGGAUCGAGCUGUGGGUCUCCAUCCAGGAGCUGAAUGAGCAGGGAGAAUACUCUGCCGUGGAGCUGCUUCCUGGAAAAGACAUCAGCACAGGAGGAGUCUUCCAACUGCGGCAGGGUCACUCCAGGAGGCUUCAUGUUAGCGUGAAGCCGGUCCAGAACUCAGGCACCCUGCCUCUGCUGAUGGAGGCCUUGUUGUGUGUGUCUAUCGGCUGUGUGACGGUGCGAUCCUCCAAACUGCAGAGACCCCUUGAUACCUACCAGAGAGAGGUGGAAGACGAUAUGGAUAGUUAUCAGGAAGAAGAUUUGAGCUGUGUAAGAGAGCGAUGGUCAGACGCUCUGAUCAAACGACGAGAGUACCUUGAUGAACAGAUCAAGAAGAUCAUCAACAAGCACGAGAAGUCAGAGGAGGAUGUUGAGCGUGAAGCCCGGCUGGUGGAACAAUGGGUCGGCCUUACUGAGGAGAGAAACGCAGUGCUCGUACCCACACCUGCAAGUGGCAUCCCGGGAGCUCCUGCUGACUGGACCCCACCUGCUGGUUUGGAGGCUCACAUUCCAGUACUCUUCCUGGAUUUGAACGCUGAUAAUCUGACUGUGAAUGAGCAGCUGACAGGCCCACAUGCUGCAGGUGUUAACUCUAUCCUUCCCAAAGAGCAUGGAAGCCAGUUCUUCUAUCUGCCUAUCAUCAGGCAUAGUGAUGAAGAGGUGUCUGCACUGUGCUCCUGGGACUCAUCCAUCCACGAUUCCGUACACCUCAACCGGAUCACAUCUCCACACGAGCGCAUCUACAUGAUCCUCAAAGCCACAGUGCAGCUCAGCCACCCCGCCUCUAUGGAGCUGGUCCUCCGCAAGAGGCUGGCUGUCAACAUCUACAACAAACAGAGCUUCACACAGAGCCUCAAAAGGAGAAUGUCCCUCAAAAACACACUUUACUCUUGUGGUGUGACCUAUGAAAUUGUGUCCAACAUACCAAAGGCCUCGGAGGAGCAGGAAGAAAGAGAGACCUUGGCCCUCAUGGCUGCUCGUGCAGACAGCGAGGAGACUCAGGAUGGAGAAACUUACAUCGAGAAAUACACUCGAGGAGUUCUGCAAGUGGAGAACAUCCUGAGUUUAGAGAGGCUACGACAGGCUGUGACGGUAAAAGAGGCGGUGGCUGCCAAGGGACGUCAUCUCAGAAGAAGCAUCAGUACACCCAAUGUACAACAUUCGCCCUGCAGUAAAACAGACCUGACUGGCUAUGAGGAUGAAGACUGCAAGAACCACUGUGAUCGUGUCGACAGCUGCAACCCUCAGGAUGGCUCGCUAUGCAGCACACCUGUGAAGAACAAGGAGGGUCCAGUUCCAGAGAGUCCUACAUUCUUCAACACGAGUCCCUUCAAGCUUCUGUCCCCGCAGCCGUCUAAGUUCCUCAAGUCCCUGCUGCCUGUUAAGGAGGAGAACAAGGUGAAGAAAGUCCUGGAGUCACGUCCAUUGCUUGGACAGGAGAGCAUGCGCUCAUGUGUGGACAGCCCUGCACUGCUCCCCCCUCCCUGCCCCUGGCGCAGACCCAGGGCAGGCAGCGAGGGCCACUGCAAGCCUUCCACCCCCACUGUUACCUCCACCUCCACCUGCAGACAGCUCAGCCGCACACUGCCUCAGGGUGCUCACGAGUCCGAUGAGGAGACUGACGUGGAUGUGACUCUCAAUCUGGACCGAGGCCCUCAAGACCACUUCCAGUCAUACAUCCCAGAGGACUUUGCAAACUUCGACGUCUACAACGCCACUCUAGGGAGCCGUGUUGAUUCCAAAGAGAGAAGAGAGGUGUCUCGUAGCCCCACCACGAGCAGCUGCACCAGCGGUUACUUUUCCCACAGUGCCUCCAACGCCACGCUGUCCGACAUGCCUUUCACCUCCAGUGAGAGCUCUGAUCACCUCAGCUGCGCCUCCAGGGAUUCCCAUGACCCCCAAGGAUGUCCUUCUGGAAGAGGCUACACACAAAUUAAAGGCGAAGACCAGCAGCCUGUCAGCCCCUCCGCUUCUCGACCUAUCAGUGUUCCUUGUGGCAAGCAGAAAACAUUCCCUCAAAACUGUGUUCUCAGUUGCAGCCAGGAGUUUACGGACUUUAAAGGGGCUGAUGACAUUACUACACAAGAGGAUUUGGACCAUUUUGCAGAGAGAUGGGAGCAGGAAGGUGACGAGAUCUGCACACAACUGAAUAAGAAAGACUCUUCUGAUGACGUUGCGAGUAUUAACAGUUCUGACAACGCCUCGGCUGCUAUACACAAAAAUCCUGUUGCAAGUAACACCACUGUAGUUUACACCUCAGUCAGACCUCCGAAUAUCACCCCAUCUCCAACCUCCGCAUCACCUCCUCCUCCAGCAUCACCGCCCGCAGGCACAGCUUUGUCCAAAGCCCAGACCCUGACAGGAGGAGACCCUCCGUUCCGGGAGCCAGCGCAGGGAGACGUGCCGCUACACGGGAGCCCUUGUCCAAGCCCGAACCCCAGCAGCACAGAACCCUCCGGGGACUCCAGCGGGGAUGAGAGCACCCCCGUCGCCCAGCUCCCAGAUUGGAUGGCGCCCGGAGAGAUGGUGCGGGUCGGGAAGAGACGAGGAACGGUCCACUAUGUCGGAGGGGUGGAGUUUGCCAAGGGAAUCUGGGUUGGUGUGAAACUGGACCUGGCAGUGGGUAAGCACAAUGGUACAGUCCAAGGCAGAGUGUACUUUCGAUGUCCGCCAGGUCACGGCGUGUUUGUGAAACCAUCUCGUCUCUCAAGAGACACGCCCUCCAUGGACACAGAAGCAGCCACGCUGAUCAGAUAAGACACAAAGACUUCAGCCUCAGCUAUUGUUUUACCUUCUAAUGAAGCUACAAUCUAAUCACUGAAUAUGCACAUGCUCAUUAUGCACAUACUUUUCCAUUUGCUGAUGGUUUUUUAAUAUAACUGGGAGUCCAUAUGGAAAUACUAUAGCCACUUCAAGUAUCCUAUUUUUCUACGUCCAUUCAUUAUUCCCUGAGGCUCAUAUGAUGAUUAAUCUGGGAUAUGAAGAUUAAGAAUGUACUACUGUUAAUAAUAAGCAUUGCUAUUUGCAUUCAUGUGUGACAUGUAUGGGGCAACCAAAGAGUUUCAUAUCUGCUGUUAGAAAGGUUGCAAAAGAGGGCUGGAAAAUGUAUUGCAAAUGAAUGGACUAAGGAUUUUAUUUUCCCAUGGGAAUUAAUGAGAAUUUAUGGCAAUCAAUUAGACAACAACAAAAACAUGAUGCACAUUGCAGGGUAGAAAUGAAAAUACCAUAUUGAAUAGGCAAUAUGAUGCUGAAAUGUUUAUCUAACUCCUUUCAAUGAUUUAUUUGUAAUUUUGCACAACUUCUUUCAUGAUUUUAUUUCCUGUAAAUACAUACAAUUCAAGUUAAUUCCCCUGAAAAUAAUUUUGCAGCCUUCAUUUUAAAUUCCACAGUGACCUGAAUAUAAGACGUCCUCUCUUUUUCAAGACCAGAUUUUGAAAACUUUUUUUAAUAUAUACUGUAUAUACUGUGUAUAUAUAUAUAUAUAU
Messenger RNA from Nerophis lumbriciformis (worm pipefish), 6926 nucleotides. RefSeq names its product kinesin family member 13A (gene kif13a). Lineage: Eukaryota; Metazoa; Chordata; Actinopteri; Syngnathiformes; Syngnathidae. Gene Ontology annotation, biological process: microtubule-based movement. The record is from RefSeq and is a predicted model, not a curated record. Gene Ontology annotation, molecular function: ATP binding; microtubule motor activity; microtubule binding.